Molecule: messenger RNA, 651 nt
Organism: Emericellopsis cladophorae
Lineage: Eukaryota; Fungi; Ascomycota; Sordariomycetes; Hypocreales; Bionectriaceae
Exons: 1
Coding region: 1-651 (216 amino acids)
Source: RefSeq, a predicted model, not a curated record
AUGUUCAACUUCUUCACCACGCUCAUCGCCGCCUCGGCUGCUGCCACGGUUGGCGCCAUCCCUGCCCGCCGCAGCCAGUCUGCGAGCAUCACCCCUCACGACAAGUACUCAUCCUCCAUUGGUGUCCUGGGCUGCAAGAUCGACACCAACAACGUCGCAUACUGGCCCAGCUCGCCAGACUGUGACAAGAUCUGCGUCAAGGUCACCAAGGACGGCCGUUCGCGCCACUUGCUCAAGAUCGAUCAGUCCGGCGGUGCUCAUGACAUCUCAUACGACGCCUGGAACUACCUCGUCUCUGGCAAAUCUGCAACCGAAGACCCUCAGAUGGGCGGCGGCGUCGAGAUGGAAUACGAGUUCGUCGACAACGAGGAGUGCGCCGAUCUCAUGGACGAUGGAAAGCUGGAUUUUUCCGCCGCCAACAGCAUCAACUUUGUCACCUCCUGCGGCGCUAAUACUUGGGUUGGCAAGAACCACAAGCUCAUCAACAUCCAAGAUUCCCAGUGCAAGUACGGCGACGAUGUCGAGUGCAAGCUCGACCUCGCUGUGAGCAACCAGCCCAACUGCGGCAGCUCGGUGCUGGGCAUCAACUCCGACUCGGGCCUCAAGGUUGUCGACAUUGCCUACGGCACCGGCGCGAAGGUUACCGCUUGA